Molecule: messenger RNA, 522 nt
Organism: Spodoptera littoralis (African cotton leafworm)
Lineage: Eukaryota; Metazoa; Arthropoda; Insecta; Lepidoptera; Noctuidae
Source: the annotation of a GenBank genome assembly
AUGCUGCGAGUUAAGAUUCAUAUAGCAAUAAGUGCUAUAGGAGCCGUUUUAGGCUUGUCAGCAUUUAUAUGUUUUUGCCUUGUUUAUGCAAACAUUGAAGCCGGAAUGUGGGCACUAUUAUCUGGUACUAAUGCAUCAUUGGCUCUGAUGCUGCAUUGCCACUACCUCAAGGAGUCUCUACAUGUGAAUUUCUCCAGAAAAGCAUUGCAAUACAUCGGUGACUUUGGCAUAGUUGGUUUUGUCUCUGGAUUAGCAUUGACUAUGUUCUACCUUUUCUUGGAAAUCUAUUAUAAAGCUGAUGUGCUGCCAAUCAAGACAAGUAUCAUGAUCCGUCUUGUCUGGUCAUUCAUGAUGAUGAAGUGGGGUCUGAUGCUGUACCUGACCACCAAGAAAUACCUGAGGACCUACAACGACCACCAGCUGUUCUCCGAAAACCCUCAUAUUGAGGAGACUGAAACCCUGAUACAGCGAGAUGGACAACCUACAGGCCAGGAUGAGGGGGAAUCUACGUGGACCGUAUGA